AUGAGCAUAUUGGUCGACACAACCGUGUCUCCAUUCUCAAACGAGGCUUCAAGUAGCAAUAUCGCAAGAACUUUCAAGCAUGCAUUGAGCCAAAUUCUUCAGAAGCCGCAUCUGAAGCUAUCAAGUUUAAGCUUGAUCACAGAGGACGACAAAUCGUUACUUGGGAGUUGGAAUACGUCUCCUCCCAGUCAGCCUGCUAGGUGUGUUCAUACCGCCAUUUUGGAUAACUGCUCGAAAUUUCCGCAUAAGCCGGCCGUCAGCGCAUGGGACGGCAAUUUCACAUAUGGUGAACUGGACGAGUUAUCGUGCCGGUUGUCUCAACAAAUUCGCGCAUUGAACCUGUCUCCUGGGACCAUAAUCCCCCUUUGCUUUGAGAAAAGCAAAUGGGUCAUUGUGGCUGUUUUGGGUGUUCUUCGCGCGGGCGCGGCAUAUGCGAUUGUGGAUCCAUCGUCUCCAAUGGCACGAAUAACGAGCGUCUGUGACGACGUCAAGGCAAGCUUGAUAGUCUGUUCUAAAAACUGUCUAGACAAGGCCAGCCGAUUGGUCCAUCAAGUGAUUGCUGUGGAAGAUGCUGUGGAGGAGCCAAUUGUAUUCAAUGAUACAACAUCGAACGACGCGGUAGUCGAGCUCAAUGAUCCUGUAUAUGUGGCCUUCACAUCAGGCUCAACAGGCAGACCUAAAGGCGCGGUCAUCGAACAUGGAGGCUUUUACCAACGAGCCAUGGCUAACGGCCCGACACUAUCAUUGUCAGAAGACAGCCGUAUUCUUCAGUUUGCCAGUUUCGUGUUUGACGUCGCCAAUCGCGACAUUCUCUACACGCUAUUGUAUGCAGGCUGCAUCUGUAUCCCGUCUGAUUGGCAGCGGUCCAACGAGCUCGCGGCCUUCAUUAACAAGCAACAAGUUAAUUGGGCCAGUAUAACCCCAUCAGCCAUCAGGAUUCUGGAUCCAAACGAUGUCCCCACUCUGCGAACAUUGGUUCUCUGUGGUGAGCCGAUGAAUACUAGCUUAGUAGCCAGAUGGGCAGACCGUCUCCACUUGAUCAAUGCAUACGGCCCAUCAGAGGCGACAACAGUCAGUUCUAUGGCCACUGUCACACGAUCUUCUAUGCCCAUGAACAUUGGCAAAGGAUCUGGAAGUGCACUCUGGAUUGUUGAUCCAGCUAAUCAUGACCGCUUGGUGCCGGUGGGUGCUGUGGGGGAAUUGGUGAUCGAAAGCCCCAGUGUGGGCCGGGGGUAUCUCAACCGCCCCGCAGAGACAGCCUCUUCAUUUCUCAACACAACGGCCUGGCUCUCCCAAUUUCGUGCACAGCCCAACCCCAACUAUCUGUACAAGACCGGCGAUCUGGUUCAGUAUGCCGCUGAUGGUACUCUGCUCUUUUUUGGGCGUAAGGAUGGACAGAUCAAGAUCAACGGCCAGCGAGUGGAUCUUGGCGAAAUCGAGCAUUGGAUUCAGCAGUCACUUCCACCUGAUACCCAAGCCAUCAUUGUGGUCGAUUCAGUCGUGCCAAUAGGUCGCGAAACCGCGGUGCUGGUGGCAUUCUGUGCCCCCAAGCAGAACCAUUCAGUAACACUGGACGUUUUGCAAAAGACUAUCCCAGAGCUGGCUCGGUGCCUCGAUCAGUCACUACCGCAAAACCUGCCACCAUACAUGAUUCCAAGAAUUUAUCUUCCGAUACAAAGUAUUCCAACUACUGCAACGGGAAAAACACAUCGACAAGAGCUCCGGCGACUCGGCGCUACGUAUACCUUGGAAGCCCUGACACACGCAUCCCGCCAUCCAACUCAUCCUAGUGAACCUCCAGAUCACAGAUUGAAUACCUCUUCAUCUCGCCUCUUGAUAGAUAUACUGGCUGCCGCGCUUGGAGUCGAUACAUCAUCUGUGCGGGGGCAAGAUAGCUUCCUACGUCUUGGGGGUGAUUCAGUCAUGGCAAUUCAGGUAGCGAUUCAGGCGCGGUCUGAGGGGCUAGACUUGUCAGCUGCGGAUCUUCUUGAGAGUAAAAGUCUCAUCGAACUGGCUGAUCUUGUCCUUAUGCGGCCCAAAGUCUCGAAUGCGCCUAUAAUUCCCGAGCUAUUCUCACUAUGCGACAUGAACACAAUCCGCACUGUUCGUAAACAACUUGCGCAUCUCGAGACCGAAUAUGGCAUUCUUGAUAUCCUCCCCACGACAGCAAGUCAGAAUUUUUUCCUUACUCAAUGGACCCUGACCGGCUACUAUUGCAUGCUCAACGGACCUAUUGAUCUCGACCGGCUCAGAGCCGCAUGCAAAGCUGUGGUCUGCCGUCACAGCAUUCUACGAACGGUAUUCAAACAGCUGUCGGAGCAUGAGUUCGUGCAGGUUGUCUUGAAAAGUGUCAACCCCACUCUGGAAUAUCAUAGAAUUGGUGCUGAAAGGCUGGAAGAUGUUUGUUCCAGGACUGUCACGGAAAUAAUCACAGAGACUGCUCCCGCAUCCGGAAACCUGCUGCCACGCUUCAUUCUCUUAUCGCGGUCGGAUACACAGCACGCCUUUAUAGUCCGAAUUUCUCACGCACAGUAUGACGGCAACACCUCUCCUGUCCUCUUCCAGGACAUAUCACUGGCGUACAACAAUUGUUAUUCCAGCAAAAACGGUACCACCCAUCGCCUUCCAGCAGCAACGCCGUUUCAGCAUUAUCUGUACGCGCGAGAUGCGAGCAGGUCUUCCCCUGAAAAUGACCAGGCAAUGCAAUUCUGGCGUGAAAAUAUGCGAGGGGCAUCCAUGACGACUCUGACUCCGUCACUUACGCAACGCCCAAAAGGCAUAGAGCCAGCAACUCGCGUCAUAACCGCACCCAUCAGUGGGCUUCUGCCUACAGUCUUCGGCAACGUUACGGUGCCAACCCUAGUUAAUGCAGUAUGCAGUCUUCUACUAGCCAGUCUGGCAGGUAGCGAUGAUGUCGUCUUUGGAAAUGUCAUUGACACACGCAGCAUGGUCGCAUUACCUGGCAUCGAAACCACGCUGGGCCCAUGUCUGAAUAUAAGCCCCCUGCGCGCACGCCUGAAAUCCCGACAGAGCACGACGUUCGCAGAUCUCUGCCACUCUCUCAGUGAGCAAUAUGCGGGGGUGGCACGUCAUGCAGCGGCUUGGGACCUACCAGAUAUUGCAAAGUAUUGUACAGAUUGGCCUACAGGUACCCAGAUUGGCUGUAUGCUUAACCAUCUACGGCCGGAUAUCGGGCCCCCACCUCUGGCUCUUGAUGGCGUGGAAUGUUUGACGUUUAGCAAGUCAGUAUAUCUUGAUUUGCCGUGUCAGUUGCUUUUCCGGUGUGUUUCUGGGCCGGAGAAGUUGGACAUUCAGGUUUUGACGGCGAGUUCGCUGAUGGAUCGCCCGUCGGCGACUCGCCUGGCUGAAAGACUUAUAGAUGCUGUCAAAGUGUUGUCGGAGGCACCUAAUACUCUUUUAUCUGACAUACAUGUUUAG
Molecule: messenger RNA, 3438 nt
Organism: Aspergillus homomorphus CBS 101889
Lineage: Eukaryota; Fungi; Ascomycota; Eurotiomycetes; Eurotiales; Aspergillaceae
Product: acetyl-CoA synthetase-like protein
Exons: 1
Coding region: 1-3438 (1145 amino acids)
Biological process (GO): amino acid activation for nonribosomal peptide biosynthetic process; secondary metabolite biosynthetic process
Cellular component (GO): cytoplasm
Molecular function (GO): phosphopantetheine binding; catalytic activity
Source: RefSeq, a predicted model, not a curated record